This is a messenger RNA of Salvelinus sp. IW2-2015, 1964 nucleotides long. The record is from RefSeq and is a predicted model, not a curated record. NCBI's taxonomy places the organism in Eukaryota, Metazoa, Chordata, Actinopteri, Salmoniformes, Salmonidae.
GCAGAGAAGGAAAUGAGAGAUUAAAAGGGAGUAAGAAAACCUCUAGCUGUUCUAUGCAAACGUCCGUUACCCACCACUAAGCCACAAUGAGACAGUUUUCAGAGAGGAUGUCUGAAGCGAUCGUCCCAGAAUCCUCAGGGCUGAGGUCAUGUAACGAGUUAUGCCCCUCCGCUCUGCCAUCCUCACCCCCCCUUGCCACAGAGGAUGAGUGUCACCAUGACAACAGAAAGGUGGAGCAGCAGAAACCCGUCAGUAACCAGGGGCAACCAGCCAGGAAGAGAACCAAGGCCAAAGGCAGGUUGGUGAGGAGCAUGGCUGUGUGUGAGGAGUCAUUCCCACCAUCCCCUCCUGACACCACCCAAGACAGCCAGAGCUCUGUUGAAGUCACCAUGCUGCCAGGUUGCCAUGACAACGAGGAGGAAGAGCAGCGCAAAGAGCCAAACGUGCCCACGCUAAUUAUCUCAGACACCAGUCAGGAAUACACAGACUCUACUGGGAUCGACCUGCACCAGUUUAUCAUCACCACCCUGAACAGCAACCCCAGGGACAGGAUGAUGCUGUUGAAACUGGAGCAGGACAUGAUCGACUUCAUCACAGACAACGGUCCCUAUAAGAAAUUCCCUCACAUGUCUUCCUACCAUCGUAUGUUGGUCCACCGGGUAGCAGCCUACUUUGGCAUGGAACACAAUGUGGACCAGACUGGCAAAUCUGUCAUCAUCAAUAGCACCAGUAACACACGCAUACCAGAGCAGAGGUUUAUGGACUAUGUCCAGGAGGAGAGAGGAGAGGAGACUCAGUGGAGAACCAUACUGAAGAGAGACAACGCAGAAGAAAACCAGGCGAGGCUCCACCCACUACGCGAGGAGAGGCGGAGCAAAUCAAUGGAAGAGAGAGAGGAGGAGUACCAGAGAGCUAGAGAAAGGAUAUUCAACCAGGAGCCUGCCUGUCCCCAGGAGACCAGGUCUAUAGAGGAUGGUAGCCCCCAUGCUGCGACCCAGAGAAGGCAGCUCUUUAGGGGUACCAGGGGUAACUCGGGCUCAAGCCGACAGAGCAGCACGGAGACUGACUACAGUCGCUAUAGUAACUGGAGCAGCACUGACUCAGGUCGCUAUAGCAACGACCCCCGACCCUGGAGCAGCACAGACUCAGACUCUGCCUAUCAGAGGCCAAACCCCGCCCCCAAGGCCCGACCAGCCAAUCACAGCUGGGAUGCACGAGAUGACCAUGCCCCACCACAGGCUCCAACUACCUCACGGUGCCAUGGAGAACGGGAUUCCACCAGGAAGUAUAUUACUGAACCCACAUACAGGCCAGCCCUUCUUGAACCCAGACGGAACUCCUGCCAUCUACAAUCCCCCCGAUCCCCAGCAGCCAACAAGAAGCCAGCCUCAGCAGCAGGCCCCUCUGCCGCAGCAGCCAAUGGCUGGCCACACAGUCCCUCAGGUGGUUCAAUAUUCCUCCGUCUCUUACCCUCCCCAGCAGUUGCAAUACUCUACGAGCGAGGACCUGUCGUCCCAGUUUGGUCACAUGACUGUGAGCUGUCAGCCAUUGGGGGAAGCUCCGUCUCUAUACCCUCCCUUAGCCUCUCCCACACAGAGUUAUGUCUAUACCGCCCCUCCCCCUCCUCACAACCCCCCCAGCUACUGCCAACCCCCUCCAACUCAGGUGCCUGUGUAUUACUACUCUACUACUCAGUAUCCUACCCCAGCACCCCAAAGACCUGCCACACCUACCCAGGCCAUACAGCCUACAGGUUACUCUCCUGUCAUAGCAUCAGCAGCAGAGGUGGUGCGGGGGUAUCGUACCCCCAGACUGGUCUCAUGUCGCGAGGUGAGGGGGCUUACUGCUGCAUGGUAUCUCCAACCUGUCCCCCUGGUCCCAUACCCCCUCCCCCUCUACACACCGGCUGCCAUGCCUCCAGCUGUAGCAACAUCAGCAGCCAGGGGUGGGCGGGCAAAUACUGA